This is a messenger RNA of Fusarium venenatum, 492 nucleotides long. The record is from RefSeq and is a predicted model, not a curated record. NCBI's taxonomy places the organism in Eukaryota, Fungi, Ascomycota, Sordariomycetes, Hypocreales, Nectriaceae.
AUGCCUAACAUGCUGCAAUCAUCCCGCAUUACAUACACUAACAUUGGAGAAGAACCCCAAGCCCAAGGCCAGGGCCUCGUCGGCCCCUUACUUUGUAAGCGUGGUUCGGUUGCCGAAGCCGAAAACAAAAUUGCUCAUUUCAAUGAGUUUGUUCUCCAAAAUAUGGCAAACAAAACCAUACUGAUUUUUGGUUCUUAUUGCAGACCGCCGAGGAGAACAUCAAGUUCGGCAUCAGAAAACUGGCGGACUGGACAGAGCGCCUGGAGGCGCGAUCUUCUGGCCCCCAGGGUCAGUCAGCUGUUGACGCGGCGUUGGCCAAGGAAAUGGCCGAAAGAGCGGCCACUCAGGCCAAGGAGAAGAAGAAGAAGAAGAAGAAGAAGAAGGAGAAGGGAGAUGAAGAGGAGAAGGAGGAAGAUGACGAGGAGUAAAUGUUUUUGUUUGUUUUGUUUGUGUCAGUAUUCUCAAAACCUGAGCAUGAUUGACGAAUGCUAA